AAGAGUAAUGUUACAGAGCCGAAAGCAGAGUGAGAAGACUGCGUAUCGCUAUUGCCUUCACACAGCCAUUGCAGUACAUUGAGAAUCAGCAUCAGCUUUUGGGACAUUCUGAAGAUGGGGAAAGACCCAACAAAGCCAAGAGGAAAAAUGUCCUCAUAUGCUUAUUUUGUUCAGACCUGUAGAGAAGAACAUAAGAAGAAACACCCUGACACUUCGGUCAACUUCUCAGAGUUCUCCAAAAAAUGCUCUGAGCGGUGGAAGACUAUGUCAGCCAAGGAAAAAGGCAAGUUUGAAGAUAUGGCCAGAAUGGACAAGGCACGUUAUGAGAGAGAGAUGAAGAACUAUGUUCCUCCCAGAGGGGAGAAGAAGAAGAGGUUUAAGGACCCCAAUGCCCCCAAGAGACCCCCAUCCGCAUUUUUUAUUUUCUGUGCGGAAUAUCGGCCCAAGGUGAAGGAGGAGACCCCGGGUCUGUCUAUUGGCGAUGUCGCUAAGAAACUUGGAGAGAUGUGGAACAAGACUUCGGCUGAAGACAAACAGCCAUAUGAGAAGAAAGGAGCCAAACUGAAGGAGAAAUAUGAGAAGGACAUUGCUGCAUAUCGAAAGGGCAAAGUUGUGGGAGGCGCUGCGAAAGCCCCCUCCAAGCAAGACAAAGAUGAUGAUGAUGAUGAGGACGAAGACGAUGAGGAUGACGAGGACGAUGAAGAUGAUGAUGAAUAAUCUGGUUACAAAAUAGUGCUUAGCAUCUUGUUUAUAAAGCAUUUACCCCGCCUCCCCCUGCAUAACUAAGGCCAUAAAAUAGAAGAGAAAAAAAUAAUACAAGUUAAUGGCAGUGUAUAUGAAAGGGUUUUAAUGAUGUACAGUCCCCGGCCCCUUAUUUUUUUUUGUAUAGUAACACUACAAAUGUGUAAUGUAGUUUGUUUGUAUACCCUCAACUUUUUGUUCUGGGGUUUUCCCCUGUAAAUGGUAGUACCUAAGCCACUAUCAUUAUCAGUACAGUUUAAGGGGGGCUAAAAAUGGCUUGGAGUUUUGGAGGUGUGCAGCACACAACCUAGUAAUGUGAGGUUGUAGUUCAUAUCUUAUUGUAUUGUUGUUGUUUUUUUCUGCAUCACCAUUUUUAGUAAGUUGAUGUAUGAUAGUUAUUUUACUGAACUUUCAAUACCACUGUAAUUGUCACAAUGAUUAAAAAAAAAAAAAAUUUAAUUGUUUCAUUGACCUUCUAUGUGAUAAGACAUCAAUAAACGUUUUUUUUUUUUACAUAAAAUGUUCAAUUUUUAUUUAAUUGUGGGUGGUUCAGCCAGAAAAGUCAGUGCUACAGUUCCAUGCUUGUAGGAACCUGGUUGCUCUGGUAGUCUUUGGUUAAUGUCUUUGUCAGGCUUGUCUUAUUUCUGGUGUUUUAGGGUCGGCAACACUGGCUGAGUGGGUAGCAAGAAGGUCCUGGGUUUGAUUUCCAGGUGGGGCGGUCCGGGUCCUUUCUGUGUGGAGUUUGCCUGUUCUCUCCGUGUCUGUGCGAGUUUCCUAGGGGUGCUCCGGUUUCCUCCCACAAUCCAAAGAAAUGCAAGUGAGAUAAAUUGGAGAUACAAAAUUGUCCAUGACUGUGUUUGAUAUAACCUUGUGAACUGAUGAAUCUUGUGUAAUGAGUUAUUACCGUGUCUGUCAUGAAUGUAACCAAAGAGUGUAAAACAUGACGUUAAAAUCCUAAUAAACAAAUUGGUGUUGGCAGAAACUA
Trichomycterus rosablanca is the source of this 1726-nucleotide messenger RNA. RefSeq names its product high mobility group box 1a (gene hmgb1a). Gene Ontology annotation, biological process: regulation of transcription by RNA polymerase II. The coding region runs from base 115 to 717 and encodes 200 amino acids. The transcript is spliced from 5 exons. Gene Ontology annotation, molecular function: DNA binding, bending. The record is from RefSeq and is a predicted model, not a curated record. Lineage: Eukaryota; Metazoa; Chordata; Actinopteri; Siluriformes; Trichomycteridae. Gene Ontology annotation, cellular component: nucleus.